Molecule: messenger RNA, 1075 nt
Organism: Glycine soja
Lineage: Eukaryota; Viridiplantae; Streptophyta; Magnoliopsida; Fabales; Fabaceae
Product: protein TORNADO 2-like
Exons: 2
Coding region: 76-885 (269 amino acids)
Biological process (GO): auxin-activated signaling pathway
Cellular component (GO): plasma membrane; plasmodesma
Source: RefSeq, a predicted model, not a curated record
CCCUGAGUCACCCACUCCAUUUCGUUUUUCAUCAAAAACUAGCACCCCUUUCUAAGAAACAAAGCAGUGCUAAAGAUGGCAAUGAGCAACAAUGUGAUCGGAUGCAUAAACUUCGUGGCGGUGAUCCUCUCAAUCCCAAUCAUCGGCGCCGGAAUCUGGCUUUUAAACGGGGAAGCCGAUUCCUGCGUCCAGUUCCUGCAAUGGCCCGUCAUCAUCCUCGGAGUCCUCAUCCUCGUCGUGGCCCUCGCAGGUUUCAUCGGAGCCUUCUUCAGAGUCUCGUGGCUCCUCAUCGUCUACCUCGUUGCCAUGCUCGUCCUCGUCAUACUCUUAGUGUCUUUGGUCGCUUUUGUUUACAUGGUUACUCUUCGGGGACACGGCAACAUUGAGCCCAACCGCGCUUACUUGGAGUACCGCAUGGAUGACUUUUCUGGCUACCUUCGUCGUAGGGUUAGAAGCUCGUUCAAGUGGGACCGCAUCAGAAGCUGUCUUAGCCAAACCAACAUGUGUGCUGAGCUUAACCAGGGUUAUCGAAUGGCUCAGGACUUCUUCAACGCGCGUCUAACGCCCAUGCAGUCAGGGUGCUGCAAGCCACCAACGCAAUGUGCGUACACGUUUGUGAAUCCAACCUAUUGGAUUAGUCCCAUCAACACAGCAGCGGAUAUGGAUUGCCUGCAAUGGAGCAACGACCAAACACAACUUUGCUACAACUGUGACUCGUGCAAGGCAGGUUUAUUGGCAAAUCUUAGGAAGGAGUGGAGAAGGGCCAAUGUGAUAUUAAUCAUCACAGUCAUUGUUUUAAUAAUUGUGUAUUUGGUAGGGUGUUGUGCCUUUAGGAAUGCCAAAACGGAGGACCUCUUCCGCAAAUACAAACAAGGCUACACUUGAGAAGCUUAGGGGUUCAAUAUGUGCUUUUUGAUUUUAUUAGUAAAGUCUCGUAUUGAACAGUUGGUGGUCAUGAAAUUGGGUCACUGUUUAAAUUAAUUAUCAUUAGAGGCUGUGUUUAGAAAAACAUUAAUGUAUGUAUGGAUUUGUCUCAUGCACUUUUUUAAGAAGAAAAAAGAUGCUUGGUUUUUUA